This is a messenger RNA of Dicrocoelium dendriticum, 1805 nucleotides long. Lineage: Eukaryota; Metazoa; Platyhelminthes; Trematoda; Plagiorchiida; Dicrocoeliidae. The record is from the annotation of a GenBank genome assembly.
CUACUUUUGUCUAUAUAUAUUUAAAAGCCACUUGUUUAGCGUUCUACGUUUCUGCUCUAGCGAAAAAUGAAAUCCAAAACGAAGGAGUUACUAUUCGGGAUUUUAGCGAUAAUAGGAGGGGUAUUGAUACACUUUACUUUCGGACACUUUUAUACGAUCGCUAACAUGGUUCCAUAUAUCAUGGGUUACAUUAAAGCAAGAGUCCAGCCGGAUGUUAGAGAUGAACUCGUUAUUUGGCUGUCUGCUCUCGCGCUCGGUGUACAAGGCAUUUCUAUGCCACUCGGUGGUUUUUUGGCAAAGAAGAUAGGCUUCAGAAUCGUUGUUGCGAUCAGUUGCCUACUUGAAAGCGGCAGCGUCCUCCUAACGUAUGUAACAAUACAAAAAUCCUUCGCUGGAGUCAUGAUAACCUAUUCUCUAAUGAAAGGCGCUGGUCUUGGCUUUGGCUAUUCUGUGGUUUUGGCAGUUGCAGGCACGUGGUUUCCAGCGAGACGUGGACUGGUUGUUGGAUUUAUCGUUGGGGGGUUUGGCCUUGGGGCUCUUGUCUUUACGCCCGUGCAAACUGCUUUCAUCAACCCUGAUAAUGUCAAGGUGGAUAAUGUAACAAGACAAUUUACUGAUAACGCUUUAUUGGACCGCGUCCCGACCGUCUUCCUUAUGCUCGGUGGUAUCUUACUCGGGUUACAAAUUAUCGGGUUCAUUUUGCUACGGCCUAAACCAAAACCUUCGGCUGAAGACGAAGCAAGAGAGGAAGAAGAAGCUGUCAGUGGCGUAAAAUCACCGAAUCAACUCCUGGGCAAUCCAGAUCACCAAGCUGAUGAGCCUUUGGAGGAAAAUCUCACUCCCAAACAACUGUUGCGUCGUCUGGACUUCUACCUUCUAUGGUUUGUGAUGUUUUGCAAUAUCAUCCCCAUCACAAUAAUCACUUCGGCGUAUAAGUUCUUCGGACAAUUCUACAUCUCUGAUGACUUGUUCUUAUCCGCAAUUGCCACUACUUCUUCGGUAUUCAACUCUGGAGGCCGCAUUGUUUGGGGUGCAUUUGUAGACAAAGUUUCGUUUAAGAUCCCGCUGUGCGUCAUGUUGUCAAUGUGGGCUGUUAUCCUGAUAACAUUCCCACACCUGAGUCUGACUCAAGAUGUUACGCUCAAGGUCCUUUAUGCGAUCUGGGUGUGCCUAUUAUUCUUCUCUUUGAGUGGCGUGUUUGCCAUUAUGCCUGCUGCCACAGGCAGGUUAUUCGGUGCCGCGAACCUUGCUGUCAACUACGGACUUGUGUUCAACGCUUUCGCUGCCGGGAGCAUUCUGUGUGCUCUUAUUACCUCCUUCGUACGUUCCAAAGAUGCUUACCUCGUCCAGUUCACCGGAUGUGGAUGUGUAUGUCUUCUUGCCUUGUUCACUGUCUUUUGGAUCGAAGAUAAAAGAAUGCCCCCUCGAUGGAAUAUAUGCAGAUGGUGCUCAACGCGCUGUGCGAAUUGGCGAGGAUACCAGCAGCCUGGAAGCAGAGCAUUUGAAAUGGACACUAAAGGUCAUUGAGAACGGUGUCUAAGAAUGUCGUCUGUCAGUCGUGGGCAUGCCUUCCCUGAACCGUUGUUAUCUCGUUUUUGUGUGUGCCUUGUUGCCCAUCUCCCUCCAAACUCUGCGUAAAUUAUCAUCCCACAUCAGAGGAACAAGCUCCGCUAUACAUAGUCCACAAUGGAAAAUUAGGGACUGUUUUCUUUGGUCCUAACUAAUAUCCUUAUCCUCCUAGUGAUUCCAUCAAAUGUGAUUCCUUCCAGAUAGGUAUAUUUCGAAAUACAAAGUUUAUCGUUGAA